Molecule: messenger RNA, 489 nt
Organism: Letharia columbiana
Lineage: Eukaryota; Fungi; Ascomycota; Lecanoromycetes; Lecanorales; Parmeliaceae
Exons: 2
Coding region: 1-489 (162 amino acids)
Source: RefSeq, a predicted model, not a curated record
AUGUCUCCAAUCACCUUUACCCUUUUAAUCAUCUAUGCCCUAAGUGCCGGUGUCCUCAUCGCAUCAUCUCCAACACCAGGACCCUCAAUACGGGCAGGCGUCAACAUCACCGUCUUCAGCGAUACCGCCUGCGUCCACAGCCCGCAGAACCAUAGCUUCUCUUAUGGUUUCAUGUGGCCUACACCCUUCACCACGCAAUCGUACACGCUCAGCCGAGCACUCUCGUCCGAGGAGCGACUCGACUGGAGCAAUCCCUAUCCCGCCGGCGGCCGUGCGCCGAACCCGGGGGAGAUCCCACAGGCGUGCGGAACGUACCUGCAGACCACGAAUCCGGACUCCGCGAACCCUCACAGCGGUAGUACGCUGCACGCGGGAACUUGUUACUUGAUGGUUGGCGGAGCGGCGUGCGUGAACUUAUGGAAUACACAGUGGCCUCCCAGUUAUAAUGUUACUACUGGGGAAGCCAUAGUAUAUCAGGCAUCAACUUGA